AUGGCAGCUACGGAAGCUGCAAAACAAGCAAUAUGGUUGAAGGAGUUAAUGGCCGAGAUCAUGAACAAAGAAGACAAGAAGGUCGUGUUGAAAAUUGACAACAAGUCAGCAAUUGCUCUCACCAAGAACCCGGUGUUUCACGGUAGAAGCAAACACAUACUCGCGAAGUACCAUUUCAUUCGAGAAUGUGUGGAGUUCAACUUUAUCGAAGUGAAGCACGUACCUGGAGUGGAGCAGAAGGCAGACAUACUCACUAAACCAUUGGCAAGGAUCAAGUUCGAAGCAAUGCACAAUUUUCUCCUAUCGAACACAAGGAGGAUACACGCGACCAACAACGAGUUCCAGAGAUACGGUCCGAAGGUUUUCAUGGAAAUCAAGAUUCUCGAAAACGACAACCUUUACGUCCGUGUCGACAUGCCCGGUGUUCCUGACGACGGGGUCCACCACAAAGUCGACUCCAUGAGACAAAAGGUUGUCUAUUUCUCCGGUGAAGAAACUCUCGGCAGCGACGGCGAUAAGGUUGACGACGACGUUCGUGAGUACUCCGGGACAGCCGGUUUAGGGUGUAACUGCUGCGAGAUAACCGGGGUGGAUGCGAAGAUGAAAGAUGGAGUCUUGAGGAUGAUUGUGUCUAGGGUCAAAGUCAAAGACCAUGACAACAAGUGUACUCUCUUUCUCCCUCCCAACACAGGUUCGAACCCCUCCUCUCUCUCUCAAAAGUAAAAAAGAUCACACCUUUUGGAGU
This is a messenger RNA of Brassica napus (rape), 745 nucleotides long. RefSeq lists its product as uncharacterized. The transcript is spliced from 2 exons. The record is from RefSeq and is a predicted model, not a curated record. NCBI's taxonomy places the organism in Eukaryota, Viridiplantae, Streptophyta, Magnoliopsida, Brassicales, Brassicaceae. Bases 1 to 723 code for a protein of 240 amino acids.